Bactrocera oleae (olive fruit fly) is the source of this 3210-nucleotide messenger RNA. RefSeq names its product DNA repair and recombination protein RAD54-like okr (gene okr). Gene Ontology annotation, biological process: double-strand break repair via synthesis-dependent strand annealing; reciprocal meiotic recombination. Gene Ontology annotation, molecular function: DNA translocase activity; ATP-dependent chromatin remodeler activity; ATP binding. Gene Ontology annotation, cellular component: nucleus. The record is from RefSeq and is a predicted model, not a curated record. Lineage: Eukaryota; Metazoa; Arthropoda; Insecta; Diptera; Tephritidae.
AAUACAUUUCUCCAAAAUAGACUAAAAAAUCAUAUUUUCUAAAGCAAUGUUUAUAUAACCACAUCACAAUGGAUUACAACAGUUUAGCUCCGUUACUUGUUUAUAAGAGGGUAGAGUUUUUAUAAAAGUCCGAUAGUUUGAUGUGUCUUAAGUUGAAAUGAUGGCAGUGGAAAACAUUAAAAAUAGCAUCAGAGGUGUUAUUUGUAACAUUAUUGAAAUAAAUUUGAAGAAUGCUGCCGAGUUAACCGUUCUUGGUCCGUAGAUCCGACUUUCGUGGGAACGGAUACAAUUUUUGAUCUAAGUAUUCGAAUUUUUAUACAUUACUGAAUGAAUGGAAAUACUGGCAACGUUGUUGUAUGCCGCCAAUAUAAAAACAAAGUUAUUCAAAUCCUAAGUAAAAUGCGACGUAGCUUGGCUCCUAGCCAAAAUCGAUCUGUUAAACUACGUCCAAGUUGUGAUUUUACGCCGCCCCUUCAAAAUAAAAGAAUUCGUAGUUGUAAAGAGCAGCUUGAUCGAACACAAAAACAAAUUACACGGAUUGUACCAUUAAGUGAAUAUGAGCUCGCUAUUGCUAAAGUGCUUUCGCGUCCAUUCAAAGUUCCUAUUGCUGAUUUUGUGCCAGAUUACAAUGGAGGUAACCGAUGUCUCGGCAUGCGGCGUAGCAAUGCGCGAAAAGCAUUACACGACCCACAAGCAUGUAAUGUUUUAGUCCUGUAUACACCACCAAACUAUACAGAGCAUGAACGUGUCACAAUGGAUUCGAACAAAAUUCAGGUGCAUGUCGUUGUUGAUCCCCUAUUGAGCAAUAUUCUGAGGCCACAUCAACGUGAGGGAGUACGUUUUAUGUAUGAAUGCGUAGAAGGCUAUCGGGGAACAUUCAAUGGUUGUAUAAUGGCCGAUGAAAUGGGGUUGGGUAAAACCUUACAAUGCGUUACGUUGGUUUGGACGUUACUGCGGCAAGGUCCCUAUUGUAAACCUACUAUUUCUAAGACAAUUGUCGUAUCUCCGUCCUCAUUGGUGAAAAAUUGGGAAAAAGAGUUUAAUAAAUGGUUACACGGACGCUUGCAUUGUCUUGCAAUUGAAGGUGGUUCAAAAGAAGAUACCAUACGCGCUCUGGAACAAUUCAUAGUUGAUAGUGGUCAACGCUGUGGUACCCCAGUACUUUUGAUAAGUUAUGAGACGUUUCGUAUCUAUGCACAUAUACUGUGUAGAAACGAAAUGGGUAUGGUUAUUUGUGAUGAAGGGCAUCGCUUGAAGAAUAGUGACAAUUUAACUUAUCAAGCGCUAAUGGGAUUAAAGACGAAACGACGAGUUUUGCUUUCAGGAACACCAAUACAAAACGACCUUACAGAAUAUUUCAGUUUAGUUAAUUUUGUAAAUCCAGAAAUGUUGGGCUCAGCCGCCGAUUUCAAAAGAAAUUUCGAAAAUCCUAUAUUACGUGGUCAAAAUGCAGAUUCCACAGAUAAAGAGCGUGAACGAGCUGUAGAGAAAACACAAGAACUAAUUCGCCUGGUGAAUACAUGUAUUAUACGACGCACCAAUCAGAUACUUACAAAAUAUUUACCAGUUAAGUUUGAAAUGGUAAUCUGUGCUAAACUAACUGAUACGCAAAUGAAUUUGUAUAGAAAUUUUAUAAAGUCUGACAAAAUCAGAAGAAGCUUAGCCGAUUGCAAUGAAAAGGCUACAUUAACGGCGCUCGCUGAUAUUACUACCUUGAAAAAGCUAUGCAGUCAUCCGGAUCUUAUUUAUGAAAAAGUUUUGGCACGCGAAAACGGAUUUGAAAACUCACAUGAUUUGUUUCCCGCAAAUUAUAACCCCAAAGAAUUCAGUCCUGAGAUGAGUGGCAAGUUUAUGCUGCUUGACUUCAUGUUGGCUUCAAUACGUACUAAUAGUGAUGACAAAGUGGUGCUUAUAUCGAAUUAUACGCAAACGUUGGAAUUAUUUGAGAAACUAGCACGAAAAAGAAAAUACAGCUAUGUCCGGCUCGAUGGUUCUAUGACAAUAAAGAAGCGCAGCAAAGUGGUGGAUAAAUUUAAUGAUCCUGAAUCUGACUGUUUUCUCUUCAUGUUGAGUUCGAAAGCUGGUGGUUGUGGCUUGAAUUUAAUCGGUGCUAAUCGCCUCUUCAUGUUCGAUCCCGAUUGGAACCCCGCAAACGAUGAGCAGGCAAUGGCUCGGGUUUGGCGUGAUGGUCAAAAAAAGCCAUGCUAUAUAUAUCGUUUGGUAGCCACUGGCUCGAUUGAAGAGAAAAUUUUGCAACGUCAGACUCAUAAAAAAUCAUUAUCUAGCACAAUAAUUGAUAAUAAUGAAAGCAAUGAGAAACAUUUCACACGUGAAGAUCUUAAGGAUCUUUUCCGUUACGAAGCUGAUAUCUUGUCCGAUACGCAUAUUAAAUUAAAGUGUAAACGUUGUGUCAAUAAUAUACAAAUGCAACCGCCGCCUGAAGAUAGCGACUGCACUGUACAUUUAUCACAAUGGUAUCACUGUUCCAACAACAAAGGACUGCCAGACAGUAUUUUAUCACAGGCAUGGCUCUCAAGUAAAUGCGUCUCCUUUGUCUUCCAUCAUCGGUCGCAAGGUGAGGUAAAAAUUAAAGAUUGCUUGGAAAAGGAAAAUAUAUCGGAUCAUUGCAAAAAUGCCAAAAACAAUAGCAAUCAUGACGAGUGUGAGGAUACUGAUUCUGACUAUGAACCGGAUGACCCAACUGAUUUUGAUUACUCGUAGGCUGUUUAAAAUCUGUUUUCCAAUUUCAAGGCGGAAAAGGUGUAGAAAGUUAUGUGUAUAGUUUUUGGUAAGACAGUGUUCACACGUGGACUCUUUUGGCGGUCAAAAUGUUUUUUUUUUUUUGCUGGCGAAGGACCGUGCAGUGCCGCUUGUGUUUGUUUUUGUAGCGGUUAUCUAUCAUGCUCGGGUAGUACGCUUUGUGUUCUAGUUUGUAACAGUUCGCGGCACCGCAUACAUGAAGCGUACAGGAAUUUGAGAAUGUGAUAUGAAAGAAAGAAAUUUGUUCACGUGUGAUCUCAGUCUAAUGUAUGUCAAAUACAUGGUGUUAAUACUGCAAAACAAUGAAGCGAGUGAGUAAAGAAAUAAAUGAACUAGCUUUAGUAUUAAACAGAAAUGAAAAAAAAGUUAUUAAAAUUUGCAACAAUGUUAUCGCACAUAAUUUAAUAUCCCAAAAUAAAGCAGUUUUCAAUGUAAUUACAAAUUCCAAAA